Messenger RNA from Seminavis robusta, 1703 nucleotides. NCBI's taxonomy places the organism in Eukaryota, Bacillariophyta, Bacillariophyceae, Naviculales, Naviculaceae. The record is from the annotation of a GenBank genome assembly.
CUGGGCUGUCUGUCCACCUGACAGGAGGUUGGAAGUAAAUCAGCCAGUGGAUCGGCUUGAACCACCACCAUUCAAAUAUAUUUUUGUUUUUGCAGAAAGGAAACCAUGAGCGCAAUCCAUGACGAACAACAACAUCGCAGCAUUGCAGCCAACGCAAAGUUUGUGCUGUGUCUCCUUGCCAUCGAGGGUGUGAAUUUGCUACCCUAGCUAGAGGUGUUCAAGUCCAAGAAGCUUCAUUAGAAGCCAACAUAUAUCUAUUACAAUGAAGAUCAAGACACUGUCCCGAUCUCAAAACUCGGUCGAACGAGAAUGUUCUGGUGACUUGCGUCGUGAAUCUCGCAACCUGAAUCCCCAGUAUCAUCCGAUGCAGCGAUCGCGAGAAUACGUCCGUGCCGUCCAAUCUGCCAAGCUGGAUCGAAUGUUUGCGGCGCCCUUGAUUGGCAAUUUGGGUGAAGGGCAUAUUGACGCUGUUACGGUAUCGGCACUCAGUCGAAGAUCCUUGCUGCCCUUGGUCAGUGGCGGUGCCGAUGGAGUCUUGAAAUUGUGGGAUUUGGCCACUCGUACCAGCGUAGCCACGUUGGAAGGAGGUCAUUCGAGGACUGUCACCGGUGUGGUCUUUGAUAUUGAAGGAGAUCGAUUCUACAGUUGUGGGGACGAUGGUUUGGUCCGACAAUGGUCGAUUCAUGCCGUGCAACGACAACAAUCUGAUAGUGACGAGGAGGACGACAGUAUUACCAAAGGACCCUAUCAUGGCCCUUUGGAGACUUGGCGCACGCCUGGGUCUUUCAAAUCCAUGGAUCAUCAUUGGAUGGACCAUGAGUUUGCCACUGCCUCGGAUGAAGCGGUCUGUAUUUGGUCACCAGAGCGGUCCACACCCCUGCAAACACACUCUGAUCUAUGGGGAUCGGACGACACGGUCAGUGUAGUUCGAUACAAUCCUGCCGAACGAUGCUUAUUGGCACACUGUUCCGCAGACAGAGGGGUUGGAUUGCAUGACACUCGAGCCUCCAAAGCCUUGAAAAAGACUGUCUUGCGCAUGAGAUCCAAUGCCCUCGAAUGGAAUCCCAUGGAACCCAUGAACUUUUGUGUCGCCAAUGAAGAUUACAAUGCCUACACAUUUGAUAUGCGAAAGCUGAAUUCUCCCACACGCAUCUACAAAGGACACACUUCGGCCGUCAUGACCGUGGGGUGGUCACCAACCGGUCGAGAGUUUGUCACGGGCAGUUAUGAUCGGACCUUGCGGAUCUUUCCGACCAACAUGGGGUACUCCCGAGAAAUCUACCACACCAAACGAAUGCAACGAGUGUUCACAGUACAAUAUACCAUGGAUCAUAGGUUUGUGGUAUCUGGUAGCGACGACUCGAAUUUGAGGUUGUGGAAAGCGCGAGCCAGUGAGCAACUGGGACAGCGAACCACCAGGGAGGAAGCUGCCCGAGACUAUCGUCAAGCACUCAUUAAGAAACAUCAGCACUUGCCCGAAGUACGAGGCAUUUACAAAUCACGAAAGGUCCCCAAGGUCAUUCAGAAACUGUCCGCACAGGCCAGAAUCCAAAAGGACAGCGCCAAGCGAAAGCAAGAGAAUCGCAUCAAACACAGCAAGCCGGGCACUUAUCAGCGCGAGAAUGAUCGCAAAAAGGCUGUCGUCAAGGAAGUUGAUUAAUGAUGUAUCUAUUAAUAGUAGUUACCGUAUGCUUCAACACUUC